This is a messenger RNA of Temnothorax curvispinosus, 3171 nucleotides long. It is a transcript of the gene in, whose product is annotated as protein inturned. Gene Ontology annotation, cellular component: cilium; cytoplasm. The transcript has 12 exons. NCBI's taxonomy places the organism in Eukaryota, Metazoa, Arthropoda, Insecta, Hymenoptera, Formicidae. Gene Ontology annotation, biological process: cilium assembly; nervous system development; vesicle-mediated transport. The record is from RefSeq and is a predicted model, not a curated record. Bases 275 to 3061 code for a protein of 928 amino acids. Gene Ontology annotation, molecular function: protein binding.
GUCGUCUCCCCACUAUUUUUUUCUUCCCACAAGCAAGCAAGCUUUGUAUUCAUCAGGGGCACCAUACAGGUGUGUUUGGGUAGUGGUAAGUGGGCAGACCACCUGUUUGAGUCUAGCCGAAUAAACUUGCUCGUAGUCAAUAUAUACAAAAUGAAUAAAUAUAAGUGAAAUAAUAAUUGAUAGACGUGUUAUAAUUCAUGAUAUUAGUGCGGAAAAAUAUGAGUUGGGUAUUGUGAAGUAAGGAUAUUUUUGACGCAAUAAUUUUCAACGGAAUAUGAACGAGGCAGAGAACAAGAGUGCUUUAUUAAAAUCCAAAUGCAAACAGCCGUACCCCGCGGAUAUCUGCAACGAAGAUGAUCAUGACUGGUGGGCAAGUGACAGUGGUUCCAGCACAGGAUCAUAUUACUCGGACACCGGCAGCUCUUUGGUUGAAUGGGAGUCGGAGAUCGGACCCACCGGCGAGGUAUUCUACAUAGAAUCCGCAGAGGAGAGUCUGCUCGAGAAUCCCACAACUUCGGAGGGUAAGAGCGAGAGUCCUCAACCUGAAUUAACUCGUCGCCGUAGCACGAGAGCCGGCAAACUGUUCCGUCUUAUCAGACGCAAGGAGAGCAAGCGUUGGAGCACGAGAAACAAAAGGAUCAACAACAGCGCUGCAGCGAAUAGUACAGCUGCUCAGGAGAAAGGAGAUGGAGGCAAGGAGGUCAAAUUUCAAGAUUUCCAGGCAGGAGAAAUUCGAGAAGUCACUUUGUGGGUCGAUCCCGAGAGAAGACACAAGCUGGGACGAAGGGCAACCCUGUGCGAAGCGUACUUUGGUAUCACUCCGGGUGCGUUCUCAGAUAAAGUGAGAGUUAUGGUGGCAGGAUUUAUACCCGAUGGUGAAGCUAUGAAGAACAGAAAUAUAAAAAUCGGGGACUGGUUACGGAGUGUCAAUUCGAACAAUGUUACUUUCCAAAAUUUAGAUCGGAUACUAUCUGAAAUCGCUGCGCCGUCAAAUGUAACAUUAGAAUUGCAAAGAGUAGCUGGUGUUGAUGUUACUGCAAAGCUAUCAAAAGUAAAUGAACCAAAACAAUCGAUAUUGGUCCAAAAUCUGAUCAAUAAAGAGAACAGUAAUUCUUUUAUGGAAUCUCUAUUGGAUUAUCCGUUGGGCGUAAUAUAUUUAAAAACUGCAGAUCUUUCGGAAAUGGGACAAGAAUUACAAGGCGUGUUGUACACGUUUCCGCGAUCCGAAACUAAGAACGUGCAUUCAUCUCUGUGCACGGCGAGAGGAGCUUUUAUAACUCUUAACCAUUUAUUACCCAGUAUAGUGGGUUCCCAGCCACUCAGUACAACUGUCUAUGUAGGCGAAGAAGAAAUGCAUAUUGCAUACACAUCUCGCGAUGAUGAAUUACUUUUGAUAGCUUUACCUGGCAAAUGUUGUACCUCUCAGGAGAUUGUCAAGAUUACAGAGGAUAUUGUCAGAACGUUAGAAUUUACCUACCAGUCGCUAACAAAGUGCUUUACUUCCGUGGAAAACCAGUCCUCUUUAGAUCAUUUUUUCACGCUAAUUGUGCAUAGAUUAACUAGUAUCAAAGAUUUCUGCAAAGAUGCUGACGUUAAAAAGAAUUCGACAAAGCCAGAAAAUGGUACCGAAAGCGUGGAGAAUUAUAAAUUUAGAAGCGCUUUUUCAGUCGCAAGUUUUGUACAGCUACCGAGAGAUGCGCAAAUUCAGAUAGAUGCUGCGUUAAGCGAGAUGGAAGCUAUGGAUUACAGAGACUGGAAUGAAGAUCCUAUGGAUUGUCAAAGACUGUAUACUAUAUUAGGGAGCUGCAUUUAUCACAAGUGCCACCUUCUGGGAUCUCAUUUGCCCCACGAAGACCUGAUCGACGUACAUUCGUUUCUAAGACACAACGGUCUGUUAAAUCUGGUGAACCAGGAACAGGUGAAAUGUCUGGUUCUGUGGAAACAGAUUUAUCCGUCGUCUUGCAAUCGCGGAAACGUUGACAGCAACGACGGCAGCCAGUUAUUAAUACCGAAUGGAAAAUGGUUUUUAUUGGUUGUCGGAUAUGGACAUGACUUAUUAGCGGUGCUAUUGGAAUCCGGCGGAUGCACCGCAAAGUACAAUGACGCGAUAGGCCCGGAUGUAUUUUACGUGGAAGAAGCUCAAGAAACACUGAAGCAUGUACAAAAAAUAGGAGUCACAGUCUUGGCCUCAAAGUGGAUUACAUCGAAUACCAGACCGGAAGUGAUAACGUAUGAGGAACAUACAACGACGAAAGCGUCAUCCAGCAUAACGGAAAACCUAUUUGGCUUGAUAAAAUCGUCCGACGCGCAAACUGUCCCGUCUAAGCAAAAUGUCAAUUCUACUAUUAAUAAAAAGCCGCAAGAAUUGCCUUCUAUCUUGAAGAAACGUAGUCCUGAAGAAAGUCCCGUGAUCUCGGGUUCCGUAUAUUCCUUACAAACGUCCGAAGAUUCGCUCAGCCAAGGAACAGGUGGUGUUAGCGAAAUGAGCGACGAGGCGAUGCCUAUACUUGGAAGACGAGCAACCAGAGAGAAGAUUAAUUCGACAUCGAGAUAUUCUGACGACAGCGAUUCUGAUAUAGACAUAUAUAAGAGCGAUAGUAACGUAAUCACAAUGGAUAUAUCCAAUAUACGAGAGAACUUAUUAAACCAAGCGGAAUAUUUGAUACCGCAAAAGUUAACGGCAGGCGAUAAAAAUUAUUUGUAUCAUUACGUUCAUUUGGACACGGUAGAAGGAAUUCUUUUAUCAUCAAUACCCAUUCAAAAUACACCGAAAGAUAACAGAAUUCUUGUUAACUUUAACAAGUGUGUGCAUGUUAUUCAUAGACUGCUACAUAAUACAGUAAGAUUUAAGACGUUAAAUCAAGAUAUAGAUAAAACAGCGAUCAAUAGAAGUUUAAUCGCUGUUAAAGAACACGGUGUAUUAUUCGAAUGGGAAAAUACAGCUUUCUGGGUAAUCGGACGCCUCUACACGAGCCCCCAUCCGAAGGAGUUAUAUGUGUGCCACCAAGACUCCGCGCCUCAAAACCUAAUCGAAAUAGCCUUUCGAUUACACUGCGUAUAAAGAAAUUACACGCAUAUUUGGUUUUACAUAAAUUUUCAUUUUAUUAAAAAUCAGUUUUCAUUAUGUAUGCAAUAAUGUAUAUCAAUAAUUUUUAACAAAUUACACGUUUG